CUCGGUGCGCUGUUAAAAGGUAAACAAAAAAUUAGUCUAAAAAUGACGUUCGGACAACAAUACAAAUAAUUCCUUUAAAAUGGCAAGAAAGAAAAUAUGUCGAGUUUGCAUUAAUACCACCAAUCAGAUGGUGGAUAUCUUUGGCCAGAAACCAAAAUCCGGGAUUCCACUUUCCGAUUUAAUACUCCAGUGCACCGGUAAUACCGUCAAGACGGAAGACCCAUAUCCAGACUUUUUAUGCAUGUCGUGCCUGAAAGAGCUCCAAGAUGCCUCUGAAAUAAUAGAAACAUUCAAACGAAGUCAUCAAUUCUUCUGCCAACUGAAGGAACAGAAAGAUCGUGAGGAGGACCCACCGGAAGAAGAGGCCGGCAGGCCGUUGGAAGAUGGUGAUGAUAUCUACACUAUAGACCUGAUUUCGGACCAAAGUGACGAUGCCAAUUCAGAGGAUGAUAAUUGCCCAGUGAAGAACGAGCCAAUCGACGAAUAUAUAUAUGAAGAUGAGGAGAUUGAGAAGCUGGCCGAAAGCAAUAAAGACAACGAACCUAUUAAUUUUGAUAUCAUUGUAAAGGAAGACGAAGAAUUGAGAGAGAACGAGGAUACCGUUUCAGAAGGCAUUACUAUUUCGGACGAAGAUGAAGACGAAGUGCCAGUUCAGUUCAAGUGUCAUUUGUGUCCAAAGAGUUUUACAACGAAAAUAGGUCUAAUACGACAUAACAUAUUCCACUCUGAUAAGCUACCGUUCAAGUGUCCCCAUUGCCCCAAAUCGUUUCGCCGAAAGGCCAAUCAUAAGGAACACGUGCUGAGCCACAGCAAAGAGCGUCAACUGAAAUGUAACCUUUGCCCAAGAACAUUUAUGAGAACCCGAUACCUUGAGGAGCACAUCCUCGCCCACAGGGGCGAACGUCCCCACAAAUGUGAGGUUUGCUCGAAGGAUUUUCGCCGAUUGAGGGAUCUCAAAAGACACCAUGUGGAGACUCACAUGCAGGAGCGUCCCUUCCAGUGUCCAACUUGCCAGAAAUCUUUCGGAAGAAACACUACUCUCACUCUUCAUUUGGAGACACACACCAAUAGGACAUUGUAUAGAAAAAAACGUGUAGAAUAGAACAAAACCAACUAUCGAAUCUAGAUGUUUAAUAUU
This is a messenger RNA of Drosophila bipectinata, 1138 nucleotides long. RefSeq names its product zinc finger protein Paris-like. Gene Ontology annotation, biological process: regulation of transcription by RNA polymerase II. The record is from RefSeq and is a predicted model, not a curated record. Gene Ontology annotation, molecular function: zinc ion binding; DNA-binding transcription factor activity, RNA polymerase II-specific. Lineage: Eukaryota; Metazoa; Arthropoda; Insecta; Diptera; Drosophilidae. Gene Ontology annotation, cellular component: nucleus.